This is a messenger RNA of Helicoverpa zea (corn earworm), 9880 nucleotides long. RefSeq names its product protein lava lamp-like. NCBI's taxonomy places the organism in Eukaryota, Metazoa, Arthropoda, Insecta, Lepidoptera, Noctuidae. Bases 185 to 8908 code for a protein of 2907 amino acids. The transcript has 10 exons. The record is from RefSeq and is a predicted model, not a curated record.
AAUUAAUGGCAAGCUAGGAAUUUUUAGUGCUCGUGCUCAGUGGUGGUGGCUAAAUAUUUUGAUAAUUAGUUAAAUAUUUAUAAUAUUUCUGUUGUUUUGCUGUGUCUUUUUAAAAAGUGUAUUAAGUAGUGAUUGUGCAACGCGUAACACGUCUAUUAUUAAUGUUGGCAGAGAGCAAAACGAUAUGUCGGACAAUAAAAACAAUAAUCCUCCCGAAAGGGAACAAUUUGAUACUGCUGACAGCCAUUUAGCAUCAUCCAGCGAAGUGUCCAGUGUUGUAGGAAGUGUUAAAACUUCUAAGACAUCUCAGCGCAUAUCAUCAUCUUCAGAAAGACAAAUAAAGUUUGAGCGUGCACAGAAAUGUCUUGAAAAUGCAGCGCUCGUCUCUAAAAGGAUAAAGGAACAUCGAAAAGCAACUGCUGAACUAUUAGGAAGACCUUUUGAAGAUGAUGAUGGUGGGGAUACAGCUUCUGAAAUGGCAUCCACCAUGAGUGAAAGAACUGGCUACUCAGCAGCUACUGACACUUCCACUACUUUGUCAGUCCAGGAUGCUUUAAACAUUCCUGGUAUUAGUGAGAGUUUAGCGAACACCUUAAAACAAAAAGAGUUGCUCAUGGAAAGGAUAAGACAGUAUAAAGAGAUCAGCAAAAAACCUAUGACUAAACCGACAACAAUAAGGAGGGAAUCUACUGUUGAUACCAAAGUAGAAGUAAAAAAGUUUCAGCCAACAACAGACAACAGCGAUAUGACUCAACUUAUAAACACAAUCAAAGAGAAGGAAAAUGCAUUGAGCGUGAUUCAAGUCAAAAUGAGAGCAAUGGAAAAUACUAUUCUAGACCUACAGGAGAUGAUCAAUGAAAAGGACCAAAUUAUUGAAGCUAAAAAUAAAGCAACAACACUAAUAUCUGACAGCUUGAGUAAAAAAGAAAAAGACUCUUUGAUUCUACUUGAGGACACAAGGCAACAAAUGACAAAAAUGCAGGAGAAUUUUAUUUCCAUGGAAACUGAAUGGAAAGAAGAAAAACAGAAUUUAUUAAAAGAAAUAGCCAUGAAGGACGAAAAGAUCAGCAACCUAGAAGAAGCAAAUACAAUAUUAGAAACAUCUAGAUUUGAAAUAAGUGUUGCUCACUCUAAAUUAGUUGAACAAUUAGAACUAAAGAAUCAAGAAAUAACAAAAUUACAAGAAAAGAUUGAGGAAUUAUCUCACAUACCUAUUGAUCAACCAUCUCCUAAAGAAAAAGACGAUGUUGAAGAAGAGAAGGGUUCUCUUGAAAUAGCAGGUAUGGUUGAGUUGACAAAGAAAAUUGAAUUACUGGAGCAAUUGAAUUGUCAAAUCAGGCAAACAAAUAAGGAACUUGAGAAUAAACUAGCAACUGUAAAUACUGAACCUAAAUCACCAAGUAGCACUGCUGCAGGCAAAAAAGGAAGUCCCCUGCCUACUCGCAAAGGCGGCCGUAAUACAGCAGCGAAAGUAAAAUCUCCCUGGAGUCAACUAUCUUCAGAGUCGUUACCACAGGAAACAGAUAAAAAAGCAGCUAAAACUGAAAUUGCACGAUUAGAAAUGCUAGUGCAAUCCCUCAAUAAAGACAUUUUGGAAAAAGAAUAUGCAAUAUCACAAAAAGAUGCAUUAAUUACUGAACUACAAGCUGUUCCUGUGGUUAAAGAACAAAAGAAAUCUGUAGAUAUGGUUGAUGUUGGGCUGAUCACUGACUUCCCAGAUGACAAUAAACUUGCAAAGGUGGAUAUAGAAGAGAAAAGACAGGAAAUAGCUUUAGAAUCGAUUCCUAUUGAUGCAAAUACACCCAUCGAAGUAAAAGAACUCCUUGAAAAGUUAAAAGCUGCUGAAGAGCAAAUUGCUAUCCUUAACAAUGAUAUCGACGCGGCUAACAAGAAUAUGAUCAAAGUAAAAUCUAACAAUAAAUUGAAACUAAAGCAGUUGCAGAAAACAAUCGAUAAUUUCAGCAAAGUAUCAGAUGCAAAUGCAGAGAUAGUAAAGCUGAAUGAGGAGUUACAUCAACUUUCUCAAAAAGUCGCCGAAUUAGAAGAAGAAAAGGGUAAUCUACAGUUACACCUUGUGGAUUACGACAGUGGCAGAUUGACUGAUUCGGACAUUUACAAAAAGAUGGUUGAAAUGGAAAAUCUAGCAGAAACAAGACUCAAAGCGAUAAGCGUUUUGGAGACUCAGAAAUUCGAUCUAGUCCAAGAGCUUCAUGUGUUGCAACAGAAAAAUAUUGAGAUGGAGGAUAAACUGGCAGAUAUAUCACAACUCCAAAAUGAGCAUGUUUGCACUGAAAUGAAGUCUGUCCAAAUGGAAGAACAGAUUGAUGAGCUGACAGCUGCUAAAAAUGAAUUAGAACUUGUUAUAGAAAACUUAAAACUAGAUAAAGAAUAUCUAAACGGAACUAUCAAAAUUCUUCAAGAUGAAAAGGAGGAGAUGACACAUAAGUUAGAAAAUUACAUCCAAGAAAAUAUGGAGCUCACUGAUAAACUUGAAAAACUGAGUGCUGAAAAAGUGAGCUCUGCAGAAUCAAUUGAAAUUGUUGAAUCUUUGACAACCCAAGAAAAACUUGAACUCGAAGAAUACAACAAAGGUAUUAUUGAAGACAAAAUCGACGACCAUCAUGAAGAAAAUGUUGUGCCUGAAAAUGAUAAAAAUAUCGAUAGUUUGAUUGAACAAAGAGAAGAAUUAAAUACCAAAAUUGAAUUAUUUACCCAAGAAAGACAGGAAGUUAUGGAAAAAAUGAGUAAAAUCGGGACAGAAAAUGAAUCAUUAGUAGAAAAAAUUGCGGCAUUGAACAAUCAAUGCACUGAUUUACAAAACAGUAUAGACAUGCUAAGCAACGAAAAGCAAGAACUACAGGAGCUAAACCAAGACCUUACACGUCAGAUAGAAGAGCUGAAACGUGAAAGGAUUGAAAUAGUGAAAGAGACUGCUGAAGCAGCCAAACCAUCUACUGAAGACGUGACUGACGGAGUACCCGUUGAGACUCACCACGAUGAUAAGUCUGCUGGCGAUAAAGGAAAUAAAGGAGCCAAAACUGUGAAACAACUAACAAAAGAAAUACUUAAACUGAAGAAUACUAUCAAAGAGAGAGAAGACGAAAUAGGUGAUUGCCAGAUGAAGAUAUUGUCCAUGGAAGAGCAACAGCAAAAACAAAACGAGCUACUGCAGAAGAAUGAAUCUUAUGAAAAUAAAAUAAAAUCUUUGAAAGACGAAAACUACAACCUAAAACAGGAAUUAGAAAGUUCAAAGAAGGAUAAAGAAUCUGAACAGCAGUUAAUACAAUUUAAACAGUCCAAUGAAAUGCUGCAACAAGAGUUACAGAAAAUUCAACAUGAAUAUAAUGUAAAUGUAGGUUCCCGUGAUGCUAGAAUUAAUGAACUAGAAAGCGUAUUACUGGAGUACGAAAAACAAAUGUUUAACUAUAGGAACAGUUUACAGCAAAAGGACAAAGAAAUGGCUGAAUACAUUAAUCAAAUAACCAAACUGAAUGACGUAUCACAAAAACUUAAGUCUACUAUAGAAUUGCUUGAAGAAGAAAAAGCAAAGGAUCAGAGCGCAGAACUUGUCAAAUCUCUGAACAAACAAAUAUCAGCAUACCAGAAAAAACUCGCUGACACUGAGGAGAAAAUUAAGGUUUUGGAAGAUGAGAAAAUGCAAUUGCACUGCCUUAAAGGUGAAUUGGUCAAUAAAAAUACAGCUAUUGAAUCUGAAUUGAAAAAGUUGAAAGAAGCAUUCAAUGAAAAACAAAGUCUUAUCAAAGAAUUACAAGUUCAACAACAAAAGCAUUUAGAAGAAAUGUCCACCAUAACACUUCAAACUAAAGAACGAGAUGAAGAAAUUCACGAAAUCAAGUUGCAACUUCGUAAAGAAUCUAUAGAAAAUGAAAAACUACGAAAUAGUAUUGCAGACAAAGAAAAACAAGUAGCGGAAUUGACACAUCAAAUAGAAGAAACUAAUAACAAGCUUCAUCACUUAUCUUCCGAGAAAAAUAACUCAUCUGAACAAUUUGUGGCUUUAGAAACUAAAAAUAAGGAGCUGUUGGAGAAAUUAAAGAAGUUUGCUUUGACCAUUAAAAAGAAGGCCGCGAUGUAUACUGAACUUGAAACACAUUAUGAUGAAAGUCAAAAACAACUUAUUGCGAAAAAUGAGCAAUUAGAACAGUUAUUAAUACAGGUUGAGACUCUCCCAGCAUUGCAAGAAAAACUGAAGCAUGCAGAAGAGGAAAUGAAUCGAUUACAAUCACAAAAGGUCUCCAUAGAACAACAGAGAUCUCAUGAUAUUAACCAGCUUCAAUUAGAAAUUAAAUCUUUGCAGGAGAGGAUACUGACGUCUUCCCAAGAAAUAUCUCAUCUCAAUGAUUCAGUGAAUGUUCUACACAAAGACUUGCACAUCGCACGCGAAGAAAAUAUGCAUUUCAAGGAACAGAUUGAUGUAUUAAAUAACAAGUUAGUAGAACAUGAAAUAGAGCAGAAGAACAAUACUAACUUGACCACGAAAAUAUCCAGUUUGGAAGCUGAUAUUAAUCAAAAACAAAUGCAAAUUGCUGAGCUAUUGAACAAAGUAGAGCAUUAUGAGAAUCAACAAAAUCAAGUGCAAUUUGGUUACGACGCUAAAGUUCAAGAACGUGAUUUGUACAUUGAAAACCUAGAAACUGAGAUCAGUAAAUACAAAAGUCGCAUUUGCCGCCUGGAAGAAAGUAUUUCAGUUAUGGAGGACAGAAGACAUUCCCUAGAGAGAAAAGCGGAUCAAUUAGGUAGUCAACUUCAAGAAAAACAGAAGGCUUACUCAGAAUAUACAAGUCAGGAGGAUGAGUUAGUGGGUCGCUUAGCUGUACUGAUGGACCAUGACAGAGUUCUUGAGAAACAAUUAUUUGAGAUUGACAAUGAGAAUAAGGAGUUGCAGUAUAAACUCCAACAUUUGAACGAGGAUAAUCAAAAGCUAAGGAAAGCUCUUUCGGAAAUACAGGAGCACUAUAAUGUUAUACUGGAUAAGGCCAAUAAGUUUGACUCCCUUGAAUCCGAAGUUUCGAAAUAUCAGAACCAAAUAAGAGAACUUGACUCAAACCUAAAAAGAGUAACACAUGACUAUCAAACUUUAAUAAUGCACAAGAAACAAGAAAUCGAAGAACUGGAAUCAGAAUUUAAUACACAAAUUGAAAACGCUAUUAAAGAAAAGAAAUCCCUAAACGAAAAAUAUGAGAAGGUGAAUGAAUAUGUAUCUCAAUUAGAGGCUAAACUACAAGAAUAUAAGACCAAUCUUGAAAAUAUGAGUAUAAAUAUUGAAGAACUCCAUAAUAUUAAUCAAGAAUUGGAAGAGAAAUUAUCUAACAAAAAAGAGGUCACGACGCCUGAUUAUACAGAACAGUAUAUAUCUGAAAUAAACAAACUAAAUGCUAUUGUUAAUAGUAAAAAUCAAGAAAAUGUAGAACUUAACAACAUGCUACAAAUUCAACAAACCAACAACGUCACAUUAUCAUCAGAUAUGCAAAGUAAAAUUUCAGAAUUGUUGGUUAAGUUACAAGCUUCUUCAUCUGAAUUAGAGAAAUUAACGUUCGAAACUCAAUCUUUAAAAGAGGCCAAUGAGCAAUUACACGCCAAACUUUCACAAAAAGAUGAACAGAUAAAAGAGUUACAAGAAAAUCAGAAGUUAACAUUUGAAAUGAACAUACCCAAAACUGAAGGAAUGAUUAUUUCUUCAACUAUUGAACAAUUGAGUGCAGAUACAAAGAAUAUUGAUAUGUCUGCUCUCGAAUCUCAAAUAGUUUCUGGGGUAGAAGAACCAUUAGUGGAAACCAAGCAUGUCUCUAAAAAAGUUUCCGAAAGCAUACAAAAGCAGCCCCCUGGACAAGAGGGAAUUGAAGAACCAAUGAUUACACCUAAAAAGGCGUAUGUUUGCUAUACAAAAGAUGAUGAUGAUAGUGCUCUACCUGAGGCAGAUCCUUUUAAUUCAGAUGAAGGUUGGGGAUUAGGUGAAUGCGAAGAAAUUACGAAUAUUACUCCUGGAUUUUCACAUUUAAAUGAUCAAAUUAACCAGCUUAAAGCAGAAAAUGAAGCCCUGAAGGCUGAACUCGAAGCAAAUAAUACAAAACUAUUAAAGGCGUUGAAAAAAUUAAAAGAAUUUAAGACCAAUAAUGAAAUGCUCAGCAAUGAACUUAAGUUAGCCAAGCAAAUGUCUCAGACAUCCUUCUUCGAUAAUGCAAUGGAGGAUGAAUUAAGGCUCAAUGUACAAGAAUUAGAAAAGAAAAUUGAAGAACUCAAUACAGAUAUAACAAAAGAAAAACGAGACAAAGACUCCUUGAGGAAACAGAACGAAAUCUUCCAGAACGCUAAUGAUAGACUGACUGAAAUGAAAGAGAAGUUAGAAAACGAAAUUGAAUUGUGGAAAUUUAAAUUCAAGGAAGCAAACGACAAAAUUUCGACAUUACAAUGGGGUGGUGACACAAAAGAUACGCAACCACAAGAACCUAAGUCACCAGUACAAAAUGUUGAUGAAAAUAAAUUCAAAGAAGAACUUAUGAAAAUUGAGAAAGAGAACGAUGAGUUACAAUCGUUAUUAGAUCAAUUAAAUGUUCAAAACAAAGACCUUCUAACACAACAAACAAUGCUACAAAAUGAAAUUGCUAAUCUUAAUAAGCAAUUGCAGCACCAGCAGACCCCUUGCCAGAAUUGUGCUCAAAUUCAAAGCCAGCUAGAAGAGUUGCAAACAGCUAAUAUUGAAGUAUUGAAAGCUAACGAGCUUUUAAAAGAAAAGUUGCAAAACAUUGAAAUUCAGUAUACAGACUUGUCGCAAUCUCAUGACAAAAUAAUUAAUGACAAUGAAGAAAUCAAAACAAGCUAUGAAGCGGAAAAGAUUUCAUUGUUAGAGAAAUAUUCCAAAUUAGAAGAAGAGACAGUAACUCUGAAACACUUCGAAUGUGAAGCCAAGAAUCAAAUAUCAACUCUACAGUCGGAACUAGAAAACCUUAAAUCAAAGUUACUUUGGCAUGAAGAACAACAAGGCCUCGAAAAAGCACCAAGCGCAGACAGUUUAGCUCUUGCUGAAAAAUGCAGUUCUCUGGAACAGCAUUGCAUACAAUUGAAGCAAAAUUUAGAUGAUGCAAACGCAAGAAUUGCACUGUUAGAGUCAGAAAAUCAGGAAUUAACAUUAAAAUCAAAAGAAUAUCAGGAGCACAUAAACGAAUUAAAUAUUAAGUUGCAAAAUUUGAAUGGAGAAAACGACAAUUUGCUAUCAACCGUUGCAGAAUUACGUUCGUCGGUAUCAAGUGCUGUGGACCAACGUGGCUUUGAAAUAGCAGAAUUAUGGAAGCAACAUUUAGCUCAAAGAGAAGCUGACUUCCAAAAAAUUGAAUCAGAAUUGAGAACACAACUUAGUGCUUCCGAAGCUAAAUAUGAGCAGUUACUUGAUAAUGUGCAGUCUUCUAAUCAAGAAGAAACUAGCAAAUUGAUAAUAAUGGAACAAGUUACCUCGUUACAAACUAAACUAGAAGACAAGGAAGAACAUGUUCGCAACUUACAAACGAAAUAUGCCGAAGUUAUGAACCAAUUAGAUAUGUUACGAUCAGAAAUGGAAGAUGAAAAAGUUGGCCAUGAAAAUAAAUAUUUAGAACAACAAGAGGAAUAUGAGAAAAUUAUUCAAGAGCUCACUGUAAAGAAUCAUAAACAUAAUGAAUCUUAUGAAGAAACUUUCAGAAAUAUUCAAAAUGAGUUAUUGGCAUUCAAAACCAAUAAUGAUGAGUUAAAUCAAGUUAUUUUGGAUUUACAUAGCAAAAUAAAAGAAGCAGAAGAAAAAGUUGUAGAAGUGACUAAUCAGCUUCGAAUGAAAGAAAGUGAAAUAUAUCAAAAGACACAUGACUACACCAUAACGUUAGCACAAAGGAAUGAAGAAUUUGAGAAUGUUAGAAAGCAAUUAUUGGAAUAUGAAAAGAAAGUGGAAGAUUUAAGCUUUGAAAAAGAAUCAGAGCUAGCAGUCCUUAGGCUAAAGAUGCACGAAAAAGAUAGUUUCUACGAAAAAGCAAGAAGCGAAGCAGAUUCAGAAAAAGAAAAUUUAUUAGAAGAAUUAAAUGUCAAAAUAAUAGAAUGUACAAAUCUGAACAAACAAAUAACUGACUUAAAUCAGGAAUUGGAGAGCCAUUCCACGAAGGCUGCGGAAAUGCAAGCCGCCUUAGAAAACCAAGAAAUUGAAAUAGUUGGUCUAAAUGACGAGAUAACGAAUUUACAAAAUCUGAUGAAAUCAUCCAGUUCAAAGAUACAAAAACACGUAUCGUUUGCGUCGGAUACCAAGCCUGGUGCUGAGGGUGAACAGACGGAAAAUGUUAUGAGCAAAGACCUACUGGACGCCGUGCCCAGAGCUGAACUGGACCUGGCACUCUACAUGUUGCAUCAGAGAGACGUUCGGUGCGAAGAGCUCACCAUGGAACUAACACAGUUGUUAGAAGAAAGAGAUACCUUACAGUUGCGACUAUCAGACAGUUUACGUUUGAAUGAAGAGAUGAAGAACAAGUUCAAAACAUCGGAGUUUGAGGAAUCCAUGAACUCUAGUCAGGAAACUAUAUCUGAACUGCCGAGCUUUACUGUAGAGAGAGAGUUUGUUGAUACCCACCGGGGGCAGACGUCGCGAAGCAGUAGUAUAAGUGAUCCUAGUGAAGGGGAGAAGCCAAAGUUGCAGGCCAAGUUGACGGAGCUCCGCACAGUGAGACACAGCCGGGACGUGCGGCUGCGCCAGGAGAGCGAGCAGCGUCAACUGGACCUGCGGCUGCUGCAGCGAGACGUUGCCCAUCUGCCGCCCGAAGCCGUCGACCAGCUCGCGCAAGCACAUCACACGCUCUCUCGGGAUUCCCAAAGUACAUCAACUGUUCUUCUAAACUGGCUCCGAGGGAAAAGUACGCCAAAAGUAGUCCACAUGUGAGUCGCGCAUUUAUUGUAUAGGUUAAUAUUAUAAUGAGGUUAAACCAGCCGUCCUCUAUCACGCCGAUGAAUUUUCGAAAUACAGAAACUUUCCUGUGAGUACGAGACCAAAAAAUUAGGUGCCUGUUAAAAUAAAAUUCUUUCUGCUUUUACUUGCAUUUAUGAAAAGAGCCACCACUCUGCACAUCACAAUUUUUAAAUGUUUCGCAAAACAUUUAGUAGUAAAUUGUGCCCUUAGAAACUUGCCAACGAAAAUAAAUAAUUACCAGAUCGUUUAUCUUCCCUAUUUUUUCUUGAAUCUAUAUCUUCCAUCUGUAACCUAGUACAAUAAUUAGUUACUUUUAUAUUUAUGGUCUGGUAUGCGAAAUAUAAAAUAAAUACGAUUCUUAUGCCCUGUUAUUGAUCGUGGACGGUUUUAAAAUAACGGGUGAGGUUCCUAAUAAACUUAUCCAUGUGGAGGAAACCCGGGCAUAAGAAAAACUAGAUUGGCAAGUACGAACGAACGAUAUAGUAACAUUUCUAAGUGUUGAGCUUAAUGCAUUCCUUCAUCAACCUUCCCUGUUUUCUUUCACUUGCGUUUCCUAUUUUCGUUGUAGACAAAGUAAUGUAUUAUGUAAUUAGUGAUGCUAGAUACGAAAAACCUGUUCCAUUACACUAUCCUAUUUAUUUUGUAUUCUUUGUUUUAUUUUUAUUAAUUUUAAAUUAAAUUGUGAUGUCAGUUAUUCAGCCAAUUGCUGAUUUGUUAAUUUUUGAAAUUGAUAUUUUCCAAAUGGUUAAAUCGUGCCUUUUCAUUCAUAGGUCAUAAUGUAAAUGUUAUCGUUGUUCACGUUAGCUGUUCACACUUGUAACAUGUAUUAUUAAAUUCGAAACCUGUAUAAUUUAUGUAUAUAACCAGCGGAUUCUACGUGAAUAAGAGUCCUUGUAUAUUGAAUUUGUAAAUUUGUUUCUUGAAUAAACAGUGUUCAUUUGAAAA